AUGAGUCGCAGAGUACUUCCCUACGCCUCGAUUCUCGCUCUUGUGGGCGGGACUAUCGCUGAACCAUUUUUGGUUCUCAACAGCGACUUUCCCGAUCCAAGUCUGAUAGAAACUUCGAGCGGAUACUAUGCAUUUGGCACCACCGGUAACGGAGUAAAUGCACAGGUUGCUACUUCACCAGACUUUAAUACGUGGACUUUGCUUUCCAGCACAGAUGCUUUGCCCGGGCCCUUCCCAUCCUGGGUAGCUUCUUCUCCAGAAAUUUGGGCGCCGGAUGUUUUGGUCUUGGCCGAUGGCACCUAUGUUAUGUACUAUUCGGCGGCCGCCGCGAGCGAUUCGAGCAAGCAUUGCGUUGGUGCCGCAACCUCAACCUCACCAGAGGGACCUUACACCCCGGUCAACAGUUAUGUUGCAUGCCCCUUGGAUCAGGGAGGCGCUAUUGAUGCCAACGGAUUUAUUGACAGCGACGGUACGAUAUAUGUUGUAUACAAGAUUGAUGGAAACAGUCUAGACGGCGAUGGAACCACCCACGCGACCCCCAUCAUGCUCCAGCAGAUGGAGGCAGGCGGAACAACCCCAACCGGCAGCCCGAUCCAACUAAUUGACCGAUCUGAUCUCGACGGACCUUUGAUUGAGGCCCCUAGUCUGCUUCUUUCCAGUGGAAUAUAUUACCUCAGCUUUUCUUCCAACUACUACAACACUAAGUACUACGACACUUCAUACGCCUAUGCUACAUCAAUCAGGGGUCCUUGGACCAAGCAAUCUGCACCUUAUGCGCCCUUGUUAGUUACUGGAAGAGAAACCAGCAAUGAUGGUGCUUUGAGCGCCCCUGGUGGUGCUGAUUUCUCCGUUGAUGGCACAAAGAUUUUGUUCCACGCGAACCUCAAUGGACAAAAUAUCUCGGGCGGACGUGCAUUGUUCGCCGCUUCGAUUACCGAGGCCAGCGAUGUAGUUACGUUGCAGUAG
Talaromyces marneffei is the source of this 966-nucleotide messenger RNA. RefSeq lists its product as uncharacterized. NCBI's taxonomy places the organism in Eukaryota, Fungi, Ascomycota, Eurotiomycetes, Eurotiales, Trichocomaceae. Gene Ontology annotation, biological process: carbohydrate metabolic process. The record is from RefSeq and is a predicted model, not a curated record. The transcript has 2 exons. Gene Ontology annotation, molecular function: hydrolase activity, hydrolyzing O-glycosyl compounds. Bases 1 to 966 code for a protein of 321 amino acids.